Exophiala xenobiotica is the source of this 2078-nucleotide messenger RNA. RefSeq lists its product as uncharacterized. The transcript has a single exon. Gene Ontology annotation, cellular component: spliceosomal complex. Bases 30 to 806 code for a protein of 258 amino acids. Gene Ontology annotation, biological process: spliceosomal complex disassembly. NCBI's taxonomy places the organism in Eukaryota, Fungi, Ascomycota, Eurotiomycetes, Chaetothyriales, Herpotrichiellaceae. The record is from RefSeq and is a predicted model, not a curated record.
AUCAGCCUUGCCUCAGUAGGGUGGCUAACAUGGCGCCAACUACUGACGCAGAGUCUGUCGACUACUAUGAAUUGCUGGCAAUCCCAGCAACCGCAUCCGAGUCCGAAAUUCGUCGUGCAUAUCGAAAAACGUCCCUUCUGUACCAUCCUGACAAAGUCAAACCAACCCCAGAGAACUUGGAUAAAUUUCAGCUUCUGCAGACUGCGAUCAAUAUCUUGACCGAUGCCGCGGAAAAGUCGAAAUAUGACCAAACUCGAGAAGCCAGACAGCGGCGUCUGGCAGAGACAGCUGCCUUGGAAAGUCGACGACGGAAGAUGAAGGAGGAUUUGGAGAAAAGAGAGGGCACCGUAACGGGAAUGCCGACUACGGUGAAUGGCACGAAGAGGACAUGGAGCGAUCGGGAACUCGAAAUCAAGCGGAUAGCGGAAGAAAACCGCAAAAGAAGAGAGGCAAUAGUCGCACAAAAGGCACAAGAAGCGCAGACCAGAGCUGAGGCUCAGGCGCAGGAACCGCCUUCUGAUUCCAUCAACCGAUCCAUCAAGGUCCGUUGGAUCAAGGAAGGUGAGGGACUGGAUAUCGAUCAGGACGCCCUUGAACAGAACUUCCCGGCAGGCGAUAUCGAAAACGUGCUCAUCCUCAAGGACAAAAAGCGUCGCAUUGAUGGCAGGGAGAAGAAAGUCUUGCUUGGAACUGCGGUUAUUGUGUUCAAGUCUGUCGCUCUCGCGAAGAAGGUGAUCUGUCAGGGACCCUGGGAAGACAUUGAAAGCGUGGAAUGGGCAGCAGCGAAAGAACCAGAUGGAACUUAAGGCGCAGCGAAUCCGAAGACAUAAAUAACAACCACCAACACUCCCACGGGUAAGGUACUCAGAGCGUUUGGAUCACUCGACACCUUCUUGCUACCGUCAACCGAACAACUAAGCCGGCCGUCAGCACGUGGAUUUCGGUACUGGAUCAGAGCUGUAGUACAUCCCAUGUGGUGUACUUUUGGCGAUUCAGACCUGCCAUAUAUCAGCUUCCUCAUCUCGAAGGUCCCGUUCCGCGCUCAGAAUCUACAGAGUCUCUGUAGAAGGCAGAGUCUGAGCGCCGCCAAGGAUUCCAUGGUUGGCAAGCUCUCAGCAAGGGCAUGGAGGCCCUAACAGGCUCAGCUAUUCUUACUGAAUAGUUGAUAGGACCAUCAACCUUUUCGGUUGCCGGAGUUGCUGACGGAUGCUAGCUGUACGGAGCGACUCGCUGCCUCGGUGAGGACGGAAUGUCAUGCCAGACUCUGAAAUCCCUCUGACUUCCAGUCCCGACAUUAUUCUCCUAGGAAAGCGAAGUGUAAGUCGCCCAGCUCGCUAGUUCGAAUGGGAAUAUUAUUGUCAUGCUAGUAAGACCCUUCCAAAACACUGUCGCAUAACCUCAGUUGGUCGAUACCUCGCUUUCCGGGAUUUUCUGCUUCACCGACCCUAUGCGAGAUCCCACAGAUUCUGCCACAUCCUCAGCCAGUCAACCCACAAUCCCUCUAGCGAUAAAAUAUCCAGUCUUGCCGAAAUGGACACAAAAAAGAACAAAGAGCCUCGGAGCGAAAUGAACUGGCAAAAAGUCUAGUUGGAGAGGAGACUGGCUCCUCUCUUACCUCUCCCGACUAUGAACACCUUUCACUACCUGUCCACUCUGUCUAGCAUCAGGUUACUUGGUGUUCAUGGAGACCUGCAACGGAAGAAUGACUCCCAGUUCAAUCCAUCAAGCCGUUGAGCUUAUGGUCUCCAAGGAAAGGCCCACCAACCGGACCACGCAAACAGCGAUUCGACGUGGAGAGUCUUAAAGAUGGCCAUCAAGGCUGAAUUGCAACAGAAAAUUGCGCGACUUCGAAAUAUAAACCCAAAAAGGCAUGAGCUAGCCAAAGGGGGGAUUAUGGGGCAAUGGUAGUGAAUGACUGCUGGUGCCCUCCAGGUCAAAAUACUGCUCACACAUGCGAGUAAAUCCUUUGGAUAGUUCUGAGGCGGACUCAACGUUUACAACGGGCAAGAACGUCGCUCAUCCUGCAACAAGAUAAGGUAGUAUACGUAGUACAGAGUCAGUCAACAUCCUCAUAGUCG